Messenger RNA from Lachancea fermentati, 1050 nucleotides. The record is from the annotation of a GenBank genome assembly. NCBI's taxonomy places the organism in Eukaryota, Fungi, Ascomycota, Saccharomycetes, Saccharomycetales, Saccharomycetaceae.
AUGGAUUUGACAGUCGAAAGAAACCUACAUUCUUUAAUUACUUCAACUACACAUAAGUGGAUCUUUGUUGGUGGUAAAGGUGGUGUCGGUAAAACUACAUCAUCAUGUUCUAUCGCCAUCCAAAUGGCUCUAGCACAGCCUAACAAGCAAUUUUUGUUGAUUUCGACUGAUCCUGCUCACAAUCUAAGUGAUGCGUUUGGUGAGAAAUUCGGAAAAGAUGCAAGAAAGGUGACAGGUAUGGACAAUUUGUCAUGUAUGGAGAUUGAUCCCUCUGCAGCACUAAAAGACAUGAAUGAUAUGGCUGUCGCUCAAAAUAAUCAGAGCGAAGGUCUGGGAGAUCUUCUCCAGGGAGGUGCGUUGGCCGAUUUGACUGGCUCUAUCCCAGGUAUUGACGAGGCCUUGUCUUUCAUGGAGGUUAUGAAACACAUUAAGAGGCAAGAAGAAGGCGAGGGUGAGAGAUUUGACACUGUCAUAUUCGACACAGCCCCCACCGGACAUACUCUAAGAUUUUUACAACUCCCACAAACUUUGUCUCAAUUGCUAGACAAAUUCGGUGAAAUUGCCGGGAAAUUUGGUCCGAUGUUAAACUCAUUGGCAGGUGGAGCACAAAACAUGGACAUAAUGGGCAAAAUGAAUGAACUGAAGGGCAAUGUCGAAAAAAUCAAACAACAAUUCACUGACCCUGAUUUGACAACGUUUGUGUGCGUGUGCAUUAGUGAAUUUUUGUCGCUUUACGAAACCGAACGUUUGAUUCAAGAAUUGAUUUCCUACGACAUGGACGUCAAUUCCAUCAUUGUCAACCAACUUCUUUUUGCCGAAUAUGACAACGAACACAACUGUAGAAGAUGUCAGGCAAGAUGGAAAAUGCAGAAGAAAUACUUGGAUCAAAUCGAUGAAUUGUACGAAGAUUUCCACGUGGUAAAGAUGCCUCUGUGUGCGGGUGAGAUUAGAGGUCUCAAGAACUUGAAAAAGUUCUCGCAAUUCUUGGAUAAAGAGUACAAUCCCGAAUCGGACAAUAAGGUCAUUUAUGAGCUUGAAGAACAAAACUAA